GUCUUGCGCGCGCUUUCUGUCGUCUCUUGCGUGCCUGCGUUUGACCGUCUGCGUCGCCAUAAUUGCUUUAUCGUUGCUUGCCCGCGUCCCCAUCAUUGCUCGACCGUUAGAGGUGGACGGCUGGACCUAGACCGCCCGUACGCUCGGUUUUUUUGCGUCGCGGGUGUUGUGGGCGUCCGUUGGGCGAUGUACGCAUUUGUAAAGUUUACCGACGGUGGCCGACUGGUUAUGCCGAUCUCGAUGAUAAAGAAGUUUAGGCCUAGGGAUGAUCAAGACUGCAACCCAAAACAAAAGCUUGAAGCGUUCUGGAUCUCUGAGAAAGGAGGGGAAGAAGGCUACUACGAAGCGACGGUGGAGAUGCUUGGAGGGACAGUUGAACUUCUCAUCCAAAAAAUGCAGAAGGCAAGAGUAGCAGUGCCAAGGAUUCUCAACAACCUCCCUGAAGGUGGAGUUGGAGACUCCAUGCAGAAGAAGUGGCCCGUAAGAAGGCUUCACAGAACGGAGCUGCAGUGUCCCUUGGUCGUCGAGCUUCAAACAGCCGCGAUGGCUUUGAUCUUGCUUCUACAUCACACUCGGAAAGCUUUCAGGCAUUUUAAAGAUAUUGAGGGUCUGCAAAGCCAGGAGCUUGUUUAA
This is a messenger RNA of Ixodes scapularis (black-legged tick), 633 nucleotides long. RefSeq lists its product as uncharacterized. The record is from RefSeq and is a predicted model, not a curated record. The coding region runs from base 187 to 633 and encodes 148 amino acids. NCBI's taxonomy places the organism in Eukaryota, Metazoa, Arthropoda, Arachnida, Ixodida, Ixodidae. The transcript has 5 exons.